GCUCCUCCUCCGGAACCUCAAUGUUCCUCCCGCUCCGGCGUCUCGCCGGUGAGAUCUCGGCGCCCCUCCGACGCUCCCUCCGCACGGCGGCCUCGCGCCCUCCCUGGGCCAUGGUGUGCAAGAAGCCGCAGCUGAACGCGUCGGGGCCGCCGCCGCCGGGCCGGCAGCGCGCGUCCCUCGACCUCAACGAGGCCCCGUGCGUCUCCCAGCUCUCCGUCCCCGCCGACCUCGCCUACCCCGAAGCGGCCGGAACCGUCCGCGCCGCGAGCCGCGACGGCCUCCUCCUCCUCGACUUCGCCGACACCCGCCAGUUCCCUCCGGCCGUCCGCAAGCUCUGCCACAAAAGCCUCCUGCACGAGAUGGCCGUGUCCGGCGACGGCGCCCAACUCGACGUCGCGCGCUUCGUCUGCAACCCUCUCAGCGGCCAGAUGCUCCGCCUCCCUGCCCCGGACACGGACGCCGCGAAGAUGGGCGCGCCCUUCGGCCUGCUCACGCAAUCCCCCGAAGGCUCCCACGGCCCGCCUGAUAGAUUCGUGGUCGCUCAACUCGGCCGCGGGGAAGGGGACAGCAGCAGCAGAGUCCUGCGACGGUAUCUGUCCGAUACAGGGGAGUGGGACGAGCGGGAGCUGUUGGCACCGUCCACGGCGCCGCUGGCAUGGCGUGCGAUGCAGAUAGACACCGACCAUGAGGUGCUGGCCUUGGGCGACCGGCUGUGGUGGGUCGACUUGAGCUUGGGCGUCUGCUCCGUCGACCCGUUCAGCGACCGGCCGGAGCUCCGCUUCGUCGAGCUGCCGGACUGCAGAGCGCUGCCUGCUGCUGAAACAGGUGGCCUGGCACUGGCAGAGAACCCGAUGCUGAGCAGGUACCGGCGCCUGGGAGUGAGCGAGGGGAAGCUGCGGUACGUCCAGCUCUGUAACAUCCACCAGCCGUUCCAAAUCGUCUCCUUUUCGCUCGAUGCCGAGACCUGCAGCUGGACGCUGGAUCACGCGAUUAAAAUUGCAGAAACCUCGCCUGAUCAUAUAUUCAACGCACCGUGGAUUGCUGCCAUAGAUCCAUUCAAAGCCAACGUUCUGUACCUCCAACAUGGUGGAGCUGCUGUUGCCCUGGACAUGGGUAAGGGGGAGGAGAUUUGGAGGAGUCCUCUUCCUGACACAAUCGCCCGUCAAAUGAAUCGCCGCUCUCGUCUAUUUCUUCCGUGCGUGCUCCCACCAUGGCUUGCAUCAAGCUAUAUCCCAGGAACCCUUGCGAGCAACAAGGCCAAUAGCAAAAGGAAGACUUUGGCAGAGAUGCUGGUUCGGGUAGGCCAGAAAAACUGAAGCAUGCCGGCUAAUUUAUCUUUGGUCAUAUUUCCAAGCAGUGGCGGAGCUACGUGUAGAGUGUUUGGUCAGGC
Molecule: messenger RNA, 1390 nt
Organism: Lolium rigidum
Lineage: Eukaryota; Viridiplantae; Streptophyta; Magnoliopsida; Poales; Poaceae
Exons: 3
Coding region: 21-1316 (431 amino acids)
Source: RefSeq, a predicted model, not a curated record